Molecule: messenger RNA, 1887 nt
Organism: Saitoella complicata NRRL Y-17804
Lineage: Eukaryota; Fungi; Ascomycota; Saitoellomycetes; Saitoellales; Saitoellaceae
Exons: 2
Coding region: 181-1668 (495 amino acids)
Biological process (GO): cholesterol biosynthetic process; brassinosteroid biosynthetic process
Cellular component (GO): endoplasmic reticulum membrane
Molecular function (GO): 7-dehydrocholesterol reductase activity
Source: RefSeq, a predicted model, not a curated record
GUUGGGGUAGUCUUAGUGCAACACUACUCGAUCGAGAGGCUCAGCGGUGGGACGACGUUCCUCAUAAGGACCCCAGGACCCCUUGCCAUUGGUAGGCAGCACCAACACGACGGACGAGGACAACGGCAGUCAGUACGCUCCCUACCACCUUCUCUCAUUGCAAUCGGUCACUGUAAAGCAAUGGUCGCAAGGAGCACCGGCGAGAUCAGACCGCCCAAGUUACCUCCCGCACUCGAGACGACGAGCCUGCUGGAUGGAGGAGCGGAAGAGGAGGAUGAGGUUGACCAGACGGGACCCGACCCGGAGGUUUCUGCUGUUGAGGAACGUGCGGAUGAGGAAAGGCUUUAUGGCAAGGAAGGAUGGGGACGUGAGAAAGACAUCUCCGCCGGAACUCGGUUAGGUGCGAUCUUCAUGCUCCUCUUCACACCCACGCUUUCCUUCUACUUCCUGGCCUCCUGUACCAACUAUCAAUGCUCGCUUUCGGCCCCUAUCUGGGAUAUCUUCCACUCUGCUCACCCGAUGCAAACUUGGUUGAGUUGGUUCCCGACGCCGACGUGGAGAGCGAGUAUCGGAUACGCGCUUUGGGUCAUCACACAGGGUAUCCUGUAUGUGAUUGUACCGGGCAAGAUCGGAUACGGUCAGCGUACGCCUGCGGGAUACUUGUUGCCGUAUAGGGUUAACGGGUUGAAUGUCUACAUCCUCACUCACGUCGCUUUCGCCGUUUCGGUCUACUACGGUAUCAUCUCCGCUGGCAUUAUCGCGCACCACUGGCAAGGUCUAUUCGUGGCCGCCAACGUUUACGGAUACCUCCUCACUAUCUUCGCCUACGUCAAAGCGCGCUAUUGGCCUUCUCACCCCGAGGACAGGAAGUGGUCUGGAAGUAUCUGGUAUGAUUUGAUGAUGGGUGUUGAGUUCAACCCCCGUAUCGGCAAGUUGUGGGACUUCAAGUUGUUCCACAAUGGAAGACCUGGUAUCAUCGCGUGGACCCUCAUUGACAUCUCCUUCGCUGGAGCGCAGUAUGAGAAGCUCGGUUACGUUACCAACUCUAUGUGGUUGGUUAUCUUCUUGCAUGGAUUGUACGUUGUCGACUUUUUCUACAACGAGGAUUGGUACUUGAGGACCAUCGACAUUGCGCACGACCACUUCGGGUAUUACCUCGCUUGGGGAGACACCGUUUGGUUGCCCUUCAUGUACACCUUGCAGGCGCAGUACCUCUUCUACAACCCUAUCGACUUGGAGUGGUACGCCGCGGUCGCGGUCUUCAGCCUCGGUGUCGGCGGCUACUGGAUCUUCCGCACUGCGAACCACCAGAAGGAUCUCGUCCGCAGCACGGACGGAAAAUGUACCAUUUGGGGCAAGCCCGCACAGGUGAUCAGAACCGUCUACGUCACCUCCGACGGCGCCGUCCACAAAUCCCUCCUCCUCGUCUCUGGCUUUUGGGGUUGGAGUCACCAAUUCAACUACGUUGGUGACCUCCUUCUCUCGUUCGCGAUGUGUGCUGCGUGUGGCUUGCAUCACCUUUUGCCGUACUUUUACAUCAUUUAUAUGUUUAUUCUGUUGAAUCAUCGGAUUUGGAGGAGUGAGAAGAGGUGUCGGGCGAAGUAUGGGAAGUAUUGGGAGGAGUAUUGUGAGAGGGUGCCGUACAAGUUGAUUCCGGGUGUGUAUUAGGUGGAUAGCGGAGGACGGAGACAUCGAGUGUCAGGAAGGAUGAAGAAGGAAGAGGAGCGUGUAUGGUAUGAAGAUACCCCGUUACGAUGGACGUGUUGUGGACGCAAGGAUAGGCGGGCCCGGGGCUUGGGUCUUCUUUUAUCGUUUUGAUUGGCUUUUACUUUGAGUACUGUUACUUCUAUCAAGGACAAGACCCGCUGAGCGGGCGAAUGAAUUGAC